Molecule: messenger RNA, 3137 nt
Organism: Thrips palmi
Lineage: Eukaryota; Metazoa; Arthropoda; Insecta; Thysanoptera; Thripidae
Product: 2-hydroxyacylsphingosine 1-beta-galactosyltransferase-like
Exons: 8
Coding region: 166-1740 (524 amino acids)
Molecular function (GO): UDP-glycosyltransferase activity
Source: RefSeq, a predicted model, not a curated record
UGCCGUGUCUCGAGCAGUCAGUAUAAAGCAGAGUCGAAGAAGGCAGAGAGGCGACUGUCUGUCCUACGUGCGUGCGCCAAGACAACGGUUACAGCUCGUCGAGGAAAAGUAGCCGGACCGGGGCCGCCGUCAAAUCGCCGAUUAAGCCCGUGAUAGGAGUCCAGCAUGCCGACCUUGACGCUACUGACGCUGCUGCUGGCGUCCCUCGCGCCCGCCGCGCCGCUCAACGUGCUCCUGGCCAGCACCACGUCCUCGCCCAGCCACUACAUCUGGACCAACGCGCUGGCCACCGGGCUGCUGGACCGCGGCCACCACGUCACGGAGUUCGUCAUCCGGCCGGCCGCCGUCAAGCACGCCAACAGGACCAGCUUCGUCAUCGAGGCCCCGACCUACACCGAGGACCACGACGUCGACUUGGAGGUCAGCAACCAGCAAAGCAUUUGGGAAGAGAUCCCGUUCCUGUACACCUUCAGCACUGAAUCGACGAGGGUGGCCUUCGAGUCGAAGGGCUUCGCGGACCUGGUGCGGCACCUGCAGGAGAAGAAGCCCAAGUUCGACCUGCUCGUCAUCGACUACGCGUUGCAGGAGACCGUCAUCGGGCUGAACGCCCUGAUCGGCCGCGUGCCGGUGGUGGCGUUCUCGCCCUACAACAUGCCGGAGGACGUGCUGCAGCUGAUGGGCUCCCCCUUCGUGCCGUCCAUGCUGCCCUACGCCGGCGUGGGCGCGGACGGCGGCGUGCCCAUGACCUUCCGGGAGCGCGCCGACAACCUCUUCAAGUGGGUCGUCUUCAAGACCUACGUGCACUUCGUGGCCCGGCCCAGGGUCAACGGAGAGAUCGCCAAGUGGUUCCCCGGCGCGCCCACGCUGGAGGAGCUGGAGAGGGACGUGGCCGUGUCCCUGGUCAACACGAGCCCCGCGCUGCACGGCGGCAUGCCCGUGGUGCCCGGCGUCGUCGAGGUGGGCGGUCUGCAGGCGCGCCCCGCCAAGCCCCUGCCCAAGGACCUCCUGGACUGGGUCAGCGAGAAGAACGCGCCACACGGAUUCAUCUUCAUGUCCUUCGGCACCAACGUCAUGUCCUCCAUGCUCCGCAAGGACCGCCGCGACGCCAUCCUGCGCGCGUUCGGCCGCCUCAAGCAGCGCGUGCUCUGGAAGUACGAGACAGACGACAUCCUGGACAAGCUGCCCCCCAACGUCAAGGUGGCCAAGUGGCUGCCGCAGAACGACCUCCUGGGCCACCCCAACAUCCGCUGCUUCGUGUCGCACAACGGCGGGCUGAGCACGCAGGAGGCGAGCUACCACGGCGUGCCCAUCGUCGGCGUGCCCUUCUUCGCCGACCAGAUCGGCUACGCGCAGAAGACCGAGAAGAUCGGCAUCGGCCGCCGCGUGCAGUACCAGGCCAUCACGGAGGACAGCUUCUACGAGGCGGUGGCCGACGUCGUCAACAACCCCAAGUACCGCGGGAACAUGAAGAAGGUGCAGCAGGCGCUGCGCGACCAGAAGGAGACGCCCCUGGAGCGCGCCGUGUGGUGGAUCGAGUACGCUGCCCGCACGCGCGGCGCGCCCAACCUCCGGUCCCCCGGGCUGCGGCUGCGCUGGUACGAGCUCUACAUGCUGGACGUGCUCGGCGCCGCGCUCCUGGUCACCCUAGUCGCCUUGUGGCUGCUCGGCCGCGUGGUCACCGCCUGCACCGGCCUGCUAUCUUCCUCCGCGCUCAAACGCGUCAAGGCCAAGUCGCAAUAGGGCCGAAAGGGCCCCGUCCGCGUGUGGAGCCUAGCGCGCUAGGCCGUUCAGAGUGGCCAGCAGGGCCGCGGCGAACGGAUACACCGUGAGAAAUCGUUUACUGCAAAUUACAUGGAAAGACUCUGGUCAGACUUUUAAAAGUCUCGCCGAAAUGUGGUCAGACUAUAAUGACCCGCCACAAAAUGGCGACACGUUCUUGUCUGACCGGGAAAGGUGAUCUUCGGUCCAGGCGGCGCACCUUCAUUUUGUGGUGAGACAUUUUUGUCUGAGCGAAACUUAAAGUCUUACCCCUGGAGUGGCGAGAAGUCUGUCCAUUGGAUUUGUAGUGCAGUCAUGCGUUAUGACAGAAUUGAGGAUGUCAUCUUCACUAUUGGAAAAUGAUGACAGUUAAAUUACCAUCAUUCAUAUCCACCGUCAGCCGCCCUGUAAACAACUGUCAAUGUCAUUGGAGUUAGGGGAACCUGACCUGACUUGGGAUGAGGAAGAACGAACCGAUCGCGACUCCCCUGCAAAGCCGAAUGCGAGACAGUCUCACGCUUACAAGUGUGGCCUAUUUUAUCCCAGAGAUGCAAGUGCCAGUGUGAGAGUCACACUCUUGAUUCUCAUGGUUCCUUUUGGUUCUAUGCCACGGGUCCCACGCUUGCAAGUGAGACAAACAACGUCUUACAUAAACAACGUCUUACAUUUGCAAGUGGUCUCGUGGUUCACUCUUGUAAGCGUGAUACACUUUGGUUCACGCGAAAUAGUUCAAAACUGUCUGAGAUUAGGUUCUGAAGUGUACGUGUAACAUGAAGCUGGAAAUAUGCAACAGCUUCCUGACGGUUCUUUGAAGUUCCAUUGGUCGGAGCUCUCACAGAUAAAUGCUUCGAGUCAGUAUUUCUUGACAUGUUGGAUGCGUUUGUGUACUGAGAAAACAAAUGAGAGUGCUGGAAAAAUAGUUCUGCCAAAUGUGCUUAAGAUCGCAACUAUUCCUGACGCACUAGCGACGAUGAUGUUGGGUGUAUCGUACUUACAUAUUGGACCGGAAAAACCUUGGGAACAAAGGUCUCCAUUCGUAGUUCUGGCCAGAACUACCCGAGAGCCGAUAGCCUCCUAAUAGUAGCUCAAUUUCCAGUCCCGGCACACGUAGAGGGACUAAUCCUCGGGCUAAUCCCACCACAGCUUUUAAGCCAAGGUCGAGUGUGUUACAUAAGAAAUAGAGCUGUUGGCAUAGGCUAUUGGUUCUUGGGCAGUUCAGGCCAGAACUGGCUGAUGCAGACCUGUGCUUAAGAAGCACUUUUAGCUUAUGUAGGUAUCAAGCUUUUCGGUUCGGUUUGUGAUUCAUAGAAAGAGUUCGUAACGUAUAAAGAAUAUUCUUUUAAAUCUGACGCAUGCUUAAAAUACACUGCUAUUAAAAG